Cylas formicarius (sweet potato weevil) is the source of this 3673-nucleotide messenger RNA. Its product is annotated as odorant receptor 2a-like. Gene Ontology annotation, cellular component: plasma membrane. The record is from RefSeq and is a predicted model, not a curated record. Gene Ontology annotation, molecular function: olfactory receptor activity; odorant binding. Gene Ontology annotation, biological process: sensory perception of smell; detection of chemical stimulus involved in sensory perception of smell. The transcript has 7 exons. NCBI's taxonomy places the organism in Eukaryota, Metazoa, Arthropoda, Insecta, Coleoptera, Brentidae. The coding region runs from base 645 to 1853 and encodes 402 amino acids.
UCGACGCGAAUAAUAGAGGCAUAUAGGCGACGUUUGCCGAAAUAAUGGAUAAUUUUAUUGACACUCGUUGUUUGAAGAUGCAGCAGAAAAUACUUAGAUUUGAUUGAAAGAUUUUGGAAAAUUCAUUUGGAUAGAGUGGAGAUAAUUCAAAAAAUAAAAUAAAAUUAAUUUGUUAAGCUGGUCCGUUCAACAAAGUGAAACCAAAAAAGGAUAUUCCAGAUAUUCAAGUGUCACUGGACCUAUUUAUAUGGGUCAUAUGCAGGGUUAUUUACGUGUUUUAGAAUAAAUUUGCAAUUAAAAAGAGAACAGAAACCGUCGCUGCUUUUCGAAAACUUAUCAAAUCACAGAUCGAAAACAAUAUCCGAAGUAUACGAAAAUAUUGUAAUGUGUCUAUAUCGAAAUACUGCGCGAAAUAUUCAUGAACCCUUCAGGAAUAACUGCAGGAAAUGCGACAUUGUAAAAUUCCCGUCUGUUGGGAUAAUUGCAAGGCGGCAUCGGAAGAAAAAUUGCCGGUUGUAGGGCGGUUUAAAAGGAAACUUCCGACACGUACCCUUUCAUUAUCGCCCCACAGCUUAACGAUCUUCUAUGGACUUUUAUUCUGACUCGAGUGGAGUUGGUAGUUUGCGAGCGUCGCACCGCGUUGUAUGCUGGAGGGAACUGGAAAUAUGGCCGCCGAUUCAGGGAGACACCCAUCAAUCCUAACUCUCGCUAGAUACUCCAUGACUUCGGUCGGCUUCUGGAAAUACCACAGCCAAAAAAACCCUCUGAAACUCUUCUACAGUACCUACUCCGGUUUUAUCGUCCUUUACUUCAUGACGUACACGAUUUCAGUAGGCAUAAAAUUCGUCAUUACUGUAAGCGCCGCGUCUACCGUAGACUCUGAGAUCAUCAAGCAACUAUCCUUCAUCAUCAGUUCGCUAAUCCCGAUGUAUGUCGUUAUGGUCUGUCGCAGCUCCGGAUUUAACGAGAUCAUAUCACUCGUCCGCCGUGAGGAACAGAGCAUAAUAACGAGCGACGACGCUGACAUUUUAAAAUCGCACCUGAAACAGAUCCGAAGAAGUAACGCCGUAAACGGAAUCUUCUCAGCAUUUGCGUGCUGUACUGGGUUCGCCAUGGCAUUAGAAAAUUAUCGGCCCAAUGUGAAGGUAGCGCGUUACAAUAGGGAACAUAACACCACUUUGGAGAGGCCUCUUCUCGUCGAUCUCUACUAUUUUAAACUAAACACUCAGAAACACGCAGAUUUACUGUUGGUGGUUUCGGAAAUUUGUUUCAUAUUCAACACGCUGAUAAUUUUAUCGUCCAAGCUCUGCGUUUAUACGUGCGUGAUAUUCACCUCAUCGCUGCUAAAGAAACUACAGAUUAGGUUCAGCAAAACAGGUCUGCGUCAGGAACACAAGCUGGCCGCUUUGAAGAGUCUCGUCAUGGAACAUCAGAACGUAAUUGAAUUUGUAGAUAAGUUAAACGUUUCGAUCAGAUACCUCGUGCUGCUGGAGUAUCUUCUUAACUCGCUGAACGUGGCCGCAGCAUCCGUUCAGUUGAUCACGUACGACAAAAAGAUGUUGUUAAUGCUCUUUUUCUACGUCAGCUUUCUGCUGAUGCAGGUUUUCAUUAUGGGCAUAAGCGCCAACGAAAUUAAGGUUCAGAGUAUUACACUAUCUGAUGCUCUAUACUCUAGUCCAUGGCACGAGCAAAGUGAAGCCACCAAGAAAGUAUUAUUGAUCAUGAUUGCCCGAACUCAAAGACCCUUGAUGUUAACCAUAGGUCCGUUCGGCCCAAUGGCUAUAGAAUCAGCUUUGGCAGUCUGCAAAGCGUCCUACUCAUACGUCACGCUAAUGAUGCAAAACGUCCACUAGAUGUAUUCGAGUUUUUUUGAAACCAAUCGACUUGCACCUUUUUUGACUUUUUGGCAGUUAAUAAAAAAAUUUAUUUCGAAUCUUUUAUUUAUACUUUUUAAAUGCCCUGUAUAAUAGCAAUUAUUUUCAGUGUAUGCAGCACCUGCUUUUGCAUUUAAAUUUUGCAAAAAGAAUCGGUCUAAUAAACCUUUAGAAAGAUAUAAAAGAACCCCGCAGUAGUAGGCUACACUUUAGUAGUAGGAACACUUUUUUCAGUGAAAUCGUCGUCUUUUUGCCAGAAAGCUGCGUUGUCCGGACAUCGGGCUAUAUGUUUUUAAAGGCAUAACUUCGUUAAAAUCCAGCAGUAGUCCGCCUUUUUAUCGCCGUUCCAAGCGCUCUUAAUCGCUAACUGCUCCACGAUUUUCAGGAGAAUAGUUCAAGUGUGAAAACAAGAAACGUACUUUCGAACUAUAUUACAACCUAGACGUGUGUAUUUUGAACAAUAUUUUAGUAGUUUUCCAAGCAACUUAUCAAUUACUUCAUUAAAUGAACGUAAAUGAAAAUUUUUUGUAAUUUUAUUUUGCUUUAAAAAAAUGCAAUUUUAUCACUUUUUUCAAAAUUUUUAAAAUGACUCUCUUAAUUCCCGCCACCUAAGCCUAAUCUGGUGAAAACGAUUUAGUAGGUAAUCUAUAACUCUCUUUUUGAUUAGUUUUUCCUAUGAUCAAGCAUUGUGAUUUAUGAAAUUUUGAGCAGUGUUCCACCGUUUUCAAGCUAAUUACCUACCUAGGUCUACCAAACUUUUUGACAGACGUUUUUAUUUUGAAAACUGAUUUGUGUCAUGUAAUGGUUUUUUUACAAAUUUAAAAGGAAAAAACGGUAUUUCUAAAAUUACUUUUUAAUUCAACAAAAAAUAAAAUCCUAUUUAAAAAAAGUGAAAAAAAAUUAUUCCGACCUUUUUGAGUGAACUCUUCAUCUUUUUGCCAGAAAUGUGCGUUGUCCGAACAUUCAGCUGUGUGUUUUAAGUGCAUAUCCCGUUUUAACCCCGGGGAUCGCGAUGUCAUGGGCAUGCCGAGUGACGUCAUGAUCCCCGAGAUGACCUUCUUUGACAAAUGGACCUUUCUCUUCCCAUUAAGGGAAGAGUGGAGAAAGGGCAGAGUUGGGUCCUGGGAUGGACUCGUCUGGUACACGGACGGGUCCAGAAUGGGAGAUUUGGCCAGAGCUGGAGCGUACUGUGAGACAACGGGAUCGAUCUUGUCCGUGUCUCCGGGUCUGCACCGUGUUUCAGGCUGAAAUUGUCGCUAUAUUGAUGGCGGCGAGAGAGGUGCUUCGUCUCAACUACGGAAGCAGAAGAGUAUUCUUCUGCUCCGAUAGUAGAGCUGCACUUAUGGCACUGAAGUCAGUGCGCACGCGCUCCUUGCUGAUAAAGGAGAGCAAAGGGGUACUGAAGAAAGUGGCCGAGGCGAGCAAUGUCACGUUGGUCUGGGUCCCGGGUCACACCGGGCAAUGAGGCAGCGGACACCUUAGCCAGUCAGGGCUCCUCGCACAGGCAUAUGGGACCAGAGCCCCGUUUGGGGAUCGCCCCGUGCGCAAGGCGGUGAGCUCUCGAAUCCUGGGUGAGAGAAUGGGCCGCGGUGGGCUGGAGAGUUGCUCCGGGAAUGAGGCAGGCCAGGCUUAUGAUGGAUGGGCCCGCUCUCCUGACUGACUGACGUACCAGAAGUGAAUGUAGAGCAUUAACACGGGCCUACACAGGACAUUGCAGGCUUAGGAGGCAUCUUUGUUUGCUAGGCAUGGGAGACGACCCGGAGUGCAGGUGCAUGGAAGGGGGGAAGACCCCGUAUCAU